AUGAGAGUAGAUAGCAGCCUUUUUUCCUUGGCCAUUUUGGCAAAACCUGCUUCUGGUUUUUCUACAGUCGCAAAUACAAGAGAAGUUGUUUUCCCACUUCUCAAGACGAGGAGCAAAGAUCGUCAACUGCGAAAUUUGAAGUAUGCAUUUCAAGAGUUGGUAGAGACGACGGAAUUCUUUGUUCAGAAUUCACCAGCCCAAUACCACGAUAGCAGCUGCUUUGUGCCUGCUAUGGGAGCCAAAACUGAGCUCCAGUUUCAACAAAGCAGUCCAACCGAGUUUGUGUUGAAAGUCAACACAAGUGAAAACAGUGACUUUGGUUGGAUUUGUGUCAAGAUGUUCGAGCAAAAACAACUUUUUGAGGACUUUGUCGAUACCACAUGCUUGACUGACGCCGUGUCAGAUCAUUGCUACUCACUACUCCCGUACCCAGGAUUUCCAGCAAGUUCUGCCAAGCUAUCAAACACUGCCCAGUUGGACGGUUUGUUUCGAGGACAACCCUUUUGUAUGGAUGAACUCCGAGAUAAUGGUUUUGUCGUUCUAGACAAUGGUCCUAAAUCUACAACCUCUGGACAUAGGCUACUUGAUCAAUACAUGAAUGAAGAUGCGAAGAAACACUCGAGUGCACGGACGGAUUCGGUUCAUUUUUUGAAUCGAGACGAGGCCAAAGAUUGUGGAUUCCAGGAGCACUAUGAAACAUUGAUGGGAAUCGCUUCAUAUUUGAAUGACAACAUGGAUAUGGAGUCGUCACCACAUGCCCCUAUCACUCCAGCCACCAAAGAUAAUCCUCUCACGAUCCCAAACACGAUACAGCUGGCUGAAUACGCAGAAAACGAUUUCUACAAGCCUCACAGUGAUAACUCGUUGACGAGUGAGGUAGUUUCUGACGCUCAAAAUAGCGACCGCGUUAGAUCCAACUUUCGACAUUACACCUGCAUCCUUUAUUGCAACGACGAUUGGGAAGAAGAAGAUGGAGGUGCCCUCCGUCUGUAUCCCAAUACGAGAAACUUAGUACACCCGGACGAUGCAAUCUCGGACGGCUAUGAUUUCAUCGAUGUAAUCCCGAAGAAUGGCCGACUCAUCAUCUUCGAUUCUUGUAACAUCCAUUCGGUCGAAAAAGUAACGCACAAGACGAAGAAACGAAGGGCACUGACUCUUUGGAUCAAUAGACCAAAUAAUAGCGGGGUGGCCUCCUAA
Molecule: messenger RNA, 1197 nt
Organism: Cylindrotheca closterium
Lineage: Eukaryota; Bacillariophyta; Bacillariophyceae; Bacillariales; Bacillariaceae
Source: the annotation of a GenBank genome assembly